GGCCCCAGAAGGGAGAGACAGUGUUAACUCUGACCACAGAAUUCCAUGUAUCUUUGCACUACACAUGGUGCAUGUGGCAGAGCUCUGAAUUCUAAGCUCAUUGCAACUGAAGAUGAUGACUUGCAUGUCCCUCUGAUUCUGACCUUCAUCCCUCUAGAUUGGGAUAAAGAAAAGGAAGACCCCCAGUUAAUCAUACAUGUGCACAACAAACACCCUCUGUGUGGGUGCCUACACAGAUUAUUGUAAAACAUUUUAGUUAAAUUAAUCUGAAAUCCAUCCAAUUAGUUCUAAAUACUGUGGGAACAUCUUUCUCUGACGUGUAAAACAUUUGAUACAAGCUAGAAAGCUAUUGCAUAAUGAGGUACAUUACUUUCCUGUUUUUUUAUCUUGAUUUAGGUAUGCUGGUGGGCUCAGGUUAGCAAAUGUGGUUCUGGUCUUAAUUACGCUGAGAAAUUCCUGAAGGAGGAGUAUUGGGGCGGUGGGUUAAAAGUACAUGGAAAAGUGAAUGGUCUGGGUACAAAGGGAUUCUUGUUUCAGAGACCUCUGAUUGGUUUGGGGGGAGGUUCUCAAACUCCCGGCGCUCUGCCUGGGAAUCUAACAGUGUCUAUAAAGGCUGCUGAUCACUCCACAGUUCAGACUGAUUUCCUACACACUGUCAAUAGGAAAAUGGUUAGUCGAAUUGAGCAUCCGGCUGGUGGCUACAAGAAAAUCUUUGAGACAUGUGAAGAGUUGAAUGAGCCUAUUCCUGCUGUGGUUGUAGGUGUGAUCCCAGAAUGGCUGAGCGGCAGUCUGUUGCGUCUUGGACCCGGCCUGUUUGAGGUGGGGGCUGAGCCUUUCUACCACCUCUUUGAUGGCCAGGCCCUCAUGCACAAGUUUGACCUAAAGGACGGCCAUGUGACAUACUAUCGGAAAUUUGUCAAAACAGAUGCCUAUGUGCGAGCCAUGACGGAGAAAAGAGUGGUCAUCACGGAGUUUGGAACAGCAGCCUACCCAGAUCCUUGCAAAAAUAUAUUCUCACGGUUUUUCACCUACUUCAAAGGGAUUGAGGUGACAGAUAAUUGCUUAGUGAACGUGUACCCUGUUGGUGAGGAUUUCUAUGCCUGCACAGAAACCAACUACAUCACCAAAGUCGACCCAGACACACUGGAGACUCUGAAAAGGGUGGACCUGUGUGACUACCUCUCGGUCAAUGGAGUGACGGCUCAUCCACACAUUGAAAGUGAUGGAACGGUGUACAACAUUGGGAACUGUUUUGGGAAGAAUAUGUCACUGGCCUACAACAUUGUCAAAAUUCCUCCCACACCAAAAGACAAGUCAGAUCCCAUUGCAAAGUCCAAGGUUCUUGUGCAGCUCCCCAGCAGUGAGCGAUUCAAGCCCUCCUAUGUUCACAGCUUUGGAAUGACAGAAAACUACUUUGUCUUCGUUGAGACUCCAGUGAAGAUAAACCUUCUAAAAUUCUUGACCGCUUGGAGCAUCUGGGGCACAAAUUACAUGGAUUGCUUUGAGUCAAACGAAACCAUGGGCACAUGGUUCCAUCUGGCUACAAAGGACCCAGCUGAAUACAUAGAGCAUAAAUUCAGGACUUCUGCCUUCAAUCUCUUCCAUCACAUCAACAGCUAUGAGGACGAUGGCUUCAUCGUUGUUGACCUGUGUACUUGGAAAGGCCAUGAGUUUGUCUACAACUACCUAUAUCUGGCCAACCUGCGGGAGAACUGGGAGGAAGUGAAGAAAGCUGCUAUGAGGGCACCUCAGCCAGAGGUCCGGCGAUACGUUCUGCCCAUGGACGUCCACAAGGAGGAACAGGGGAAGAAUCUGAUAUCCCUUCCAUACACCACAGCCACUGCAGUGAUGCGCAGCGAUGGAACCAUCUGGCUGGAGCCUGAGGUUCUGUUUUCUGGACCACGACAAGCUUUCGAGUUCCCUCAGAUCAACUACAGUAAGUUCUCUGGGAAGAACUACAGCUAUGCCUAUGGACUGGGCCUGAACCACUUCAUCCCUGACAGGAUCUGCAAACUGAAUGUGAAGACUAAGGAUACGUGGGUGUGGCAGGAGCCAGACUCUUACCCCUCAGAGCCCAUCUUUGUGCAGACCCCAGAUUCUGUGGAGGAAGAUGACGGGGUGUUGUUGAGCAUCGUGGUGAACCCUGGAGCAGACCAGAGGCCAGGGUAUCUCCUCAUCCUCAAUGCCAGAGACCUGACAGAGAUUGCACGGGCUGAGGUGGAGGUCAUCAUCCCUGUCACCUUCCAUGGAAUGUACAAGCCUUAGGACUACAUUCUCAAACACAUCUACAAUACCACUCCACAGGAGAAAGGGACAAUAAUAAUAAUACUAAAACCUUUGUUGGGAAUGUAAAAAUAUAUAUAUAAUCACUGAUGUAACCUGUUUGUGGCUUAGUUUCAAAAUCAAUGUUGUGAUAUACACUGUACAAAAGUAUGUGGACAGCCCUUAAAAUUUGUGGAUUCGGCUAUUUCAGCCACAUCUGUUGCUGAAAGGUAUAUAAAAUCGCACACAGCCAUGCAAUCUCCAAAGACAAACAUUGGCAGAAUGGCCUUACUGAAGAGCUGAGUGUCUUUCAAUGGGGCAUCCUACCAUCAUAGGAUGCCACCUUUCCAACAAGUCAGUCAAAUAUCUGCCCUGUUAUGAGCUGCCCCGGUGAACUGCUGUUAUUGUGAAGUGGAAAUGUCUAGGCGCAACAACGGCUCAGCCGUGAAGUGGUAGGUUACACAAUCACCUGUUGCAACAUUCACUACCAAGUUCCAAACACCCUCUGGAAGCAACGUCAGCACAAGAACUGCAUUCUCUGGAGUGAUGAAUCACGCCUCCCCCAUCUGGCAGUCCGAUGGACGAAUCUGGGUUUGGAGGAUGCCAGGAGAACUCUAUACCUGCCCCAAUUCAUAGUUUGGUGGAGGAGGAAUAAUGGUCGGUGGUUAUUUUUCAUGGUUUGGCCUAGUUCCCCUUAGUUACAGCAUAAAAUUACAUUCUAGAUGAUUCCGUGCUUCCAACUUUGACAGGCCCUUUCCCGUUUCAGUAUGACAACACCCCUGUGCACAAAGCGAGGUCUAUACAGAAAUGGUUUGUCAAGAUUGGUGUGGAAGAACUUGCCGGGCCUGCACAAAGCCCUGACCUCAACCCCAUUGAAGACCUUUGGGAUUAAUUGGAAUGUUGACUGCAAACCAGGCCUAAUUGCCCAACAUCAGUGCCAGACCAUACUAAUGCUCUUGUGGCUUAAUUGAAGCAAGUCCCCAACAUCUAGUGCAAUACCUUCCCAGAAGACUGGAGGCUGAUAUAGCAGCAUGGUGGUGACCAACUCCAUAUAUGUUCCACAAGCAGGUCUCCGCAUACUUUUGGUCAAGUGUUGUAUCUGUCAUAAACUCAGACCUAAAGGCCUAGUGCUCAUUAGCUUUAAUGGAACCAUGUACGAUGGCUUCAAAGUAUUCACACCCCUUGACUUUUUCCACAUUUUGUUACUGCUUGAAUUUAAAAUAGAUUAUAUUGAAAUGUUAACCCAGAAUGUGUCACAAGUUGCAUGUACUCAUCUUGUGUGCAAUAGUGUAACAUUUAAGGUUUCUCAGUCGAGCACUUGCAUUUCAAACACAAUCAAAAGACCAGGGAGGUUUUCCAAGGGCAUCUAUUGGUAGAUGGGUAAAACAAAAGCAGACAUUGAAUAUCCUUUUGAGCAUGGUAAAGUUAUUAAUUACACUUUGGAUGGUGUAUCAAUACAACCAGUCAUACAAAGAUACAAGUGUCCUUCCUAACUCAGUUGCCGUAGAGGAAGGAAACUGCUCAGGAUUUCAGCAUGAGGCCAAUGGCAACUUUAAAACCGAUGGAGAAACAUUAACCUAAAUGAGUGAAAAGGAAGCCUGGGCAGAAUCCAAAUUAAUCCAAAACAAAGUAAAACUGCAAAAGAUGUGGCAAAGAAAUUAACUUAAUCCUGAAUACAAAGUGUUGUGUUUGGGGCAAAUCCAACAUCAGUAACACUCCAUAUUUUCAAGCAUGGUGCUGGCUGCAUCUUGUUAUGGGUAUGCUUAUCGGCAAGGACUAGGGAGUUUUUUUUUUUUUAUAGAAACCUGGUUGUCUGCUUUCCAAGAGACUGAGACAAAUUCACAUUUCAGCAGGACAAUAACCUAAAACAAGGCCAAAUAAACACGAGUUGCUAACCAAGAUGACAUGGAAUGUUCCUGAGUGACCUAAUUACAGUUUCGCCUUAAAUCUUUGGCAAGACUAAUGGCUGUCUAGCAAUGAUUAACGACCAACUUGACAGAACUUGAAUAUUUAAAAUGUGCAAAUAUUGUAUAAUCUAGGAGAGCAAAACUCUUGAUGUAUACAGAGACUCGGCUGUAAUCGUUGCCCAAAGUUAUUCAAACAUGUAUUGACUCGGGAGUGUGAACUUUAUGUAAAUGAGAUCUGUAUUUUAUUUAAAACAUGUUUUCCCUUUGAGUAUUGUGUGUAGAUGGGUAUUUAAUACAUUUUGAAUUCAGGCUGUAACAAAAUGUGUAAAGUCAAGGGGUAUGAAGGCACUAUGUAAGAAUUAACACACGACAAUUGUUUUUCCUUCUAUGUUUCAAGUUGUAUUUACACAUUCUUUUAUUCAAUGCCAUUACAAAUAAACGUAUGUUAUUACAUC
Molecule: messenger RNA, 4624 nt
Organism: Oncorhynchus kisutch (coho salmon)
Lineage: Eukaryota; Metazoa; Chordata; Actinopteri; Salmoniformes; Salmonidae
Product: retinal Mueller cells isomerohydrolase
Exons: 14
Coding region: 667-2265 (532 amino acids)
Biological process (GO): zeaxanthin biosynthetic process; retinal metabolic process
Molecular function (GO): retinol isomerase activity; all-trans-retinyl-ester hydrolase, 11-cis retinol forming activity; beta-carotene 15,15'-dioxygenase activity
Source: RefSeq, a predicted model, not a curated record